This is a messenger RNA of Symbiodinium pilosum, 1977 nucleotides long. NCBI's taxonomy places the organism in Eukaryota, Dinophyceae, Suessiales, Symbiodiniaceae. The record is from the annotation of a GenBank genome assembly.
UUUGAACGAGUAAAUGAUCGCUUGCACUUAUUGGAGUCCAGGAUGGACGGGCUCGUAGAGGAGAAGGCAGCGAGCCCAGGUGAGAUCAUCGCCUGUGCGAUUGGGAUUGGCGAUGGUUCCCCUGUGGAAUGCAAUGAACCUACCCCGGAGACACAGCCCAACAGCGAAAAAGACCAGGUUGCAGCAGGAGCACUUGGGUCAGUAGGUGUCGGGUCGGACCCAACUAGCAUCACCAGCUCACGGGUGAGCGUGCAUGACGAUCCAGACGACCAGGUGGGUAUGGUUCCCUUUGCAGAAAGUGCCUGGACCUACCCAGUGGUCAUCUGUUUAGUGAGAGCCGGCGUGGUGGAGGCUAUCUUCGCUGUACUGCUAUUGCUGGUUAAUCUCUUCAUGCAGGUGGCAUUCAUGAUCGUCAUCUUGACCCCCGAUUUCCUUCCGGAGGAUAUCGCAGAACAGAUUCACUUCGCGAAGCGAUGGCGCAGAAGCGUGGCCCAUGACCAGCAAAACCUGGACUUAGCAUCGACGAGUUUGGCCAGUCGAGUUUGCAAUGGCGACGGUGCGUUAAUCGUAUCAACUCGACAGGCAUCGCUCCUUGAAAACAUCGACAAAUACAUAGGUUUGGCAACCGAUGCCUUUGAGCCGGAGUUUUUCCAACCUGGAGUUCUGCUAGCUGUGGUAUGCGUCCUACUCUGGAGCUUGUGCGUUUACAAAGAGCUUCGAAGCAUCGUGCAUGCCUUUGAAGCUGUUCGCUUAAUCCCGCGCUCUGCCACGACAAUCUUGCAGGAUAACGUCUUGCAGAGCCUAAGUAUUUCACGCUUCAAAGUGCUCAAGGCAACGUAUGUCGUGCGAACUUUAAUUGCAAUCUCGCUCUUGAUGUCUGGAAUUCGAUGGCUGGCCCAAACAACAUCGAUCACUGAACUCAUGUUGAAUGCAGUUGCCUUGAAUGCCAUUCUGGAUGUGGACGAAUUUCUCUUUGCAGGCUUCACCCCGAUGACUAUACAUCUCGCCAUUCAAAAGUUGGAGCCGCUGCCAAUGAAGUACACGGCGCGGAAGCCGCAAGUGGAUGCCAUGCUGGCAGUGAAGCGGGAACUAUGUUAUGGCAAUCAAACAUUCGUGGUCGGCAUGGUGACAGAAGACACACCACUUGGGGGUCACACAGGGGCAGCUCUAUCGCUUGUCGAGCGUGCUGUAGAAAUCCACAAGUUCGCUGACCCGCAUGAGGAGCCCUACUACAUCGGUUUCGUGCCGAACCGAAAUACCUUCGACAUUGACAGAAGCCAAUCCAUAGCUGAUGAAACUGCAGAGUUCUCUUUCUGUCUGGAGCAAGUGUAUUUCACUGAAGGUGCACAGUGGUAUCAGGAUCCUGCAAUGGGUGCUCUGAUCAAUUUUCGCCUCCGAACUGCAGCAGCAGUACUGGGACGCUUUGAUCACAUCACCAACUGCCAGCAGGUGGCAGACCUUUGCAGCCAACAUGACGCAAGACUGCUGCGGCUGGUAUGUGGAGUGACCUGCAAGUGCUCAGAUCCCUUUUCCAGUCCAUGGUACAAGGUUCCGUACCAUGGUUGUGCAGACAGUUGCUUGGAGAUUGCACAGCAGAGGUUAGCAUCAGAGGAAUGCAAAGAUCGGCCUAUAGAUGACACUUGGAAUCAGAUGUGGGACGACUACUUACCGACCCUUGUGAACACGUACGGUCCCGCCGUCAGUCAAUCUUCCGCCAUUCCCCUUUUGGAAGCAUUGGUUUUAGCCAUGAAAACGGAUGGAUGUGUUGCCUUGACGCGUCCGGAGUUUCAGUACAUCGUUGGCUCUCAAGUUCGAUGGUGCGAGGGCAAUCCUGACCUUAUCCGUCCGCUCGCGUGGACGUGUCCCGAAAGUUGCUGGGUUAAAGCCCAUUGUUAUAACUUUACGCUAAACCCUGCUACGUCUAUAUGCCCCCUUUACCAGGAACCAUUGAUGAUAACUCGUUUUGAGCUGUUUUAA